AUGCCAGCCAUAGGCGCACCCAAAGGGCACGUAGACUGCCUCCCUCCCCCAGACAACUUAUGCCCGACGUGCAGCCAACUCAACCUCUCAGCUGAGAAGUUCCUCCCAGGCCAGCCCAAGGCCAGCUCCCUCCCAGGCUUCCUCGCCCGUCCAAUCGACCCCGUCGGGCUACAACCGCGGGAGCUUGGCUACCUCGACGAGAUCUACCGGAGAAGAGACGAAUGUCCCUUGUGCUGGCUUCUCUUCAACGCAACGCACGCGACGAACGAAGAAGGCGCAGAUCGUUUCGAAUGGAGCCGCCCCAACGUCCGCCAGGCAAUCGGCUACGAUGGCCUCACGAGGGAUGGCGGCCGCGUCCGCUGCUCCGUCGAGUGGCAGCUCGACGGCCGUUUCUUGGAACCUUCUGCAGGGCCGAGAGACAUGACGCAUGCGCCGCCGACCCGCCGCUUGAAGGUCUUUAGCCCGGACGAAAUCUUCACCGAGGCUUACAUCAUGCUGCUGGCCACGGAACCUCACACGACGUGGGACAAGACCUUCCUGGCCCGGCGAAUUUCUCCUCACCAGGCCGACGUAAGUCUUCUCCGGCGCUGGCUCGACAUAUGUAGGACACAUCAUGGCAGCGGCUGUCAGCCCUCCCCACCGGAUGAAGUCUUCUCGCUACUCGAGAACCUCAAGUUCAUCGACUUGGACGAGGAGAAAAUCGUCACCAGCGCCCGUGGCGGUGUCCGAGUGACUGAGUACGCGACUCUGAGCUACGUAUGGGGUGGGACACAACCGCUUGUUCUGACGAAGGAGAAUGUAUUUGAGUACUCCUCAAAGGGAUCCCUCGGUCCCAACACGCCAGGUCUACCGAAUACCGUCCGCGAUGCCAUGAUGCUAGUCAAAGCGUUGGGCAUCAAGUAUAUCUGGGUCGACGCUCUCUGCAUCCUUCAAGACGACACGGAGGAGAAGUUCCGUGUCGUCCCGAUGAUGGACCGCGUAUACGGACACUCGAUUCUCACAAUCUGCGCCGCCGCCGGCAGCGGCUCUCACCACGGAAUCCCAGGAUCCCCAUCGACGCCCCGCGAGGCCCGGCAGCCGAAAGUCCGGUGCAACGGCAUCGACCUGGUGACCACCAAGACGGUCGAGGGGCUCGUCGAAAACACAAUGUGGAAUAGCAGGGCCUGGACGUUCCAGGAACGGAUGCUCUCCAAGCGGUCCAUGAUCUUUGUCGAGAAUCGCGUCUUCUUUCAGUGCCGCCACGCGACGUGGUCCGAAGAGGUCUUUUCCGAGGUGCUCACCCCGUCGUGGACCCUGGAAAUGAUACGGUCUCCUCUGAAAUCGUUUGAGAAGAACCCGGUCAGGCUGUACUUGGAGUGCGUCGAGCUCUUCAGCGGCAGGCUCAUGACGUUACAGAGCGAUCGGUUACCGGCCUUUGAGGGCAUGGCGGCCAUCCUUUCUCCCCCGCUCCGCGCCAACCUCUUUUACGGGAUGCCAGACUCCUAUUUCGACUUUGCGCUCUUGUGGGAGAAGAAGAUUUACGGCCUCAGGCUCGAAGACUUGGGUGGUCGAUCGCGAUAUCCCAGCUGGUCGUGGAGCGGCUGGCAUGGUGCGUCGACGUGGCGGCUGUCCAUGGUCUCUGGUAUUUUGUUGAAUCUUCACGAGUGGUUGAAGUCGCACACUUGGGUCGUAUGGUAUAAGAUGACACGAGAUGACCCCACGGGGAACCGUUCACUGGCAACUGGCAAGGCCAGCAAAAAGUCAACUUUCGAAGUCGUGUGGUCAUCGGGUGAAAUCCACCAUAAUCCAAAUCGAUGGCACGGAUACGCCAAAGCCUCUGCAGAAGACAUCCCUUUCGGUCGUCAGAUUAGCCAGAGCGAUGAAGAGCACCCAGAAGAGAUCGCACAUGCACCCAAACCAACCAUGCCCACCGCAACCAUUUUGCGAGAAGAUUACCUCUACUUCUGGACCUACACUGCCUUCUUUCAGCUCUCUAGAACAAGCCGCAGCAGCCCGUCCUUUGCCUCCAAGCUCGAGGCAGGCCUCCACCGCUUCGGCCUACUCGAUGCCCACGGCGACUGGUGCGGCACCGUGAUCCUCGAAGAUACAUGGUUCGCCCGCGUGGGCGACGUCGUCGAGCUCGCAGCCAUCUCGGACGCCCGGGACUUUUCAAUGGAGGAGCUGGAUAGCUGGAACUACUAUGUGCCCGAGGACCGCGAGGUGUCCGAGUGGCAUCUGUACUACGCGUUCGUCAUCACCUGGAACAAGGAUCGUAGCGUUGCUGAAAGGGCUGGGCUGGCGAAGGUUUAUCAGCGGGCGUUCGACGUGGCUUCUUUUCACCCGGGAAAGGCGUGGAAGGAGAUCACUCUCGGAUAG
Colletotrichum abscissum is the source of this 2355-nucleotide messenger RNA. RefSeq lists its product as uncharacterized. NCBI's taxonomy places the organism in Eukaryota, Fungi, Ascomycota, Sordariomycetes, Glomerellales, Glomerellaceae. The transcript has a single exon. The record is from RefSeq and is a predicted model, not a curated record. Bases 1 to 2355 code for a protein of 784 amino acids.